AUGUUUUUUCGGAUUUUUAUCUUCACUGGGAUAUUCGACAUUAUGACAGUUGUAGCAGAGGAAUGGAUAAGGGCGGAUCUCAAGCUCGGAUUCGGACAUGGUUUUGAACCCGUCAUUCGUGUCAUGAUGGCGUUGACCGGAACGAAUACCUUAAUUCAUAUGUUCGGCGCACUUCUGAUGACGUUAAAUCGAUAUACGGCCACAUGUAAGCCGCAAUUUCAACAAGAGGCAAUGAAAAAAGUGAGUGUUAAGAAAAGCGAAAAAAAAAAGAAAAUAUGGCGGAUAAAAUUCUUUCCUUUCCAACUAUAUAACGAGUUCCUCGUCGUCCAAUCUCUUCAGUUCUGGGCGGAAAAGAAGACAAAUUGCAUACUAUUUGCUAUUUUUAUCGUAUCAUAUGUUGCCUACACAGAACUAUUUAUAGUAAAGUUUAUUUACAAGCCAACAGCGGAAGGAUGGAAGCUGAUUGGAAGAGAACGUGAGACAUAUGCCACCAGGAUGAUGGGAGCGAUUGUAGUCUCCCUUGUCGAGACUGUAAAUGUUAUUUUUAUUAUCAUCACUGUCUUUUGUAUACGAUCGCAAAGUAAAAGAUAUCAUCGACGGAGCCGUUCUGAAAUGCAUCUUAUUAUGGUAACUAUUAUAAGUUGUCCAGCGAAUCUAAUGGAAGCACUUUAUGAUGCCUCAUUUAUUUUGAAUCUCGACAACUCAUUCGUAAAUUGGUUUCGUUCUCAAUUCGACAUCUACUACUUUUUUAUGAUGACGGUGAAUGCUUAUAGUAUCGUUAUUUUAAGUCAACAAUUACGGCUUGAAAUAUGGAAGAGAUGGAAGUGUGGUGAAAAGAAAUCCAUAAAUUCCGGUAAAAAUACGGGAAAUAUAUUCGCUAUCCAAUCAUCACCAUCCAUAAUGAAUCCUGGCAUACCGUCAUCGCUAAGGUAG
Molecule: messenger RNA, 933 nt
Organism: Necator americanus (New World hookworm)
Lineage: Eukaryota; Metazoa; Nematoda; Chromadorea; Rhabditida; Ancylostomatidae
Exons: 7
Coding region: 1-933 (310 amino acids)
Source: RefSeq, a predicted model, not a curated record